Ailuropoda melanoleuca (giant panda) is the source of this 593-nucleotide messenger RNA. Its product is annotated as V-type proton ATPase subunit G 1-like. The record is from RefSeq and is a predicted model, not a curated record. NCBI's taxonomy places the organism in Eukaryota, Metazoa, Chordata, Mammalia, Carnivora, Ursidae. Gene Ontology annotation, molecular function: ATP hydrolysis activity; proton-transporting ATPase activity, rotational mechanism. The transcript is spliced from 3 exons. Bases 1 to 453 code for a protein of 150 amino acids. Gene Ontology annotation, biological process: synaptic vesicle lumen acidification. Gene Ontology annotation, cellular component: vacuolar proton-transporting V-type ATPase, V1 domain; vacuolar proton-transporting V-type ATPase complex; synaptic vesicle membrane.
AUGUACUUCUACAGUUUGCUGUGUCUGCUGGCCACUCACCUUGGCUUCAGAGUGGCCGUCGCCACAACCAGCCAGUGGCAGAGCAUCUGGCAACUGCUGCGGCCCGACAAGUGGGAGGCUGAGAGGGUGUCGGAGGCCUGCAAGUGGAAGAACAGGAGGCUGAAGCGGGGCAAAGAAGGCGCUCCAACUGAAAUUGAACAGUACUGCCUGCAAAGAGAGAAGGAGUUCAAGGCUAAAGAAGCUGUACUUCGGUGUGGGGACAGAGAUGCAGGAGAAGAUGACCAUCCUCAGACCUACUUCCAGCCGAACAGCGAUGAAAUCCUGGGUACUGUCUCGGCCUUCGUCUGUGACAUCCGGCCAGAAAUCCAUGAACACCACCGCAUAAAUAGAGAGGGAAAGAAGGAGCAGCUCUGCGUGUGGAUUGGACAAUGCGCCCCAGGAGGACAGAGCUGAGGCUGUCUUGGUGACCCGUGGGUGCCUUUGGCUCCCCAGCUCAGGAUGUGCACAGGGCUCAGGUAAUAGAGGAUGAGUGAAUGAAUUAACAAAUGAGAGAAAGAGAGGGAAUGAUGAAGGAAGCCACAACCUUGGGUGGC